Messenger RNA from Cryptococcus wingfieldii CBS 7118, 537 nucleotides. RefSeq names its product mitochondrial protein. The transcript is spliced from 4 exons. The coding region runs from base 1 to 537 and encodes 178 amino acids. Gene Ontology annotation, biological process: phospholipid transport. Gene Ontology annotation, cellular component: mitochondrial intermembrane space. Gene Ontology annotation, molecular function: phosphatidic acid transfer activity. The record is from RefSeq and is a predicted model, not a curated record. NCBI's taxonomy places the organism in Eukaryota, Fungi, Basidiomycota, Tremellomycetes, Tremellales, Cryptococcaceae.
AUGAAGCUCUUUGAGAAUGAUGUUGUCUAUAGCUACCCAGCAAUCCAUACCAUCAAUCGCCUCCAUCGAAAAUAUCCUAAUCCAUUCGCAACCCAUGUCUUCUCAGUAGACACCAUAGACAGAUCGGUAGACCCAGAAACAGGUAUUCUGCGGUCAGAGAGGCUCAUCGGGGUCCAGCAAGGCGCACCAAAGUGGGUGACAAAACUCUUUAAUCUCCCGCCUAUGGCUUUUGUGAGAGAAGUGGUAUUUGUCGACCCUUCAAACUCUGCAGCCACAUCCAUGUCUGUCAACCUCAACCUUGCUCAAUACGUCUCUUGUCUUGAACUCAUCACAUAUACCCCUCACGACGAAAACUCUACCCUGUUUAAGCAACGGGCCAUGCUCAUCUCUGGCUUCCCCACUCGGCUCAUAGCACGAAGAAUAGAGCAGGCGAGCAUUGAUAGAUUUAAGAGUAACGCGGGGAUCGGGAAGCAGGGUUUCGAUUGGGUUUUGGCCCACAAGGGGACCACUGGAGAGCCAGCAGAGGCGCAAAUUUAG